AUGGGUAGGGACACAAUUGCUGACAUAAUAACUUCUAUACGAAAUGCUGACAUGGAUAAAAAAGGAACGGUUCGAAUAGCAUCUACUAAUAUUACCGAAAACAUUGUGAAAAUACUUCUACGAGAAGGCUUUAUCGAAAACGUGAGAAAACAUCGAGAAAGCAACAAAAAUUUCUUGGUUUUAACCCUUCGACAUAGAAGGAAUAGGAAAGGGCCAUAUAGAACUAUUUUAAAACGUAUCAGCCGGCCUGGUCUACGAAUCUAUUCCAACUCUCAACGAAUUCCUAGGAUUUUAGGAGGAAUGGGUAUUGUUAUUCUUUCUACUUCUCGAGGUAUAAUGACAGACCGAGAAGCUCGGCUAGAAGGAAUCGGAGGAGAAAUUUUGUGUUAUAUAUGGUGA
This is a messenger RNA of Papaver somniferum (opium poppy), 399 nucleotides long. The record is from the annotation of a RefSeq genome assembly. Lineage: Eukaryota; Viridiplantae; Streptophyta; Magnoliopsida; Ranunculales; Papaveraceae.